This is a messenger RNA of Pseudogymnoascus verrucosus, 1162 nucleotides long. RefSeq lists its product as uncharacterized. Gene Ontology annotation, cellular component: mitochondrion. Gene Ontology annotation, biological process: translation. Gene Ontology annotation, molecular function: ribosomal large subunit binding. The record is from RefSeq and is a predicted model, not a curated record. The transcript is spliced from 2 exons. The coding region runs from base 65 to 880 and encodes 271 amino acids. Lineage: Eukaryota; Fungi; Ascomycota; Leotiomycetes; Thelebolales; Thelebolaceae.
CCCUGUCCAAAACCAUGCUUCAAGCUCUCCACAACCACAUCACUACAACCAAUUCACAGCGAACAUGCCUCCCAGGAUCCAAUUGCGCAGAAAUGCGCUGGCGCAGAUACUCACAAGCUCAAGAAGCCCCCUCAGACUCCACACACUAAGACCCAGGGCUCCCACACCCUCCACCACCGCCAUCCUGCCCACCCUCUCCCUCCGCACCCUCACCACCACCCCGGCCCUCUACAAGAAAGGCAAAAACACAGCCCCCCGCGACUCUCAAAAGACCGGCACCAAAGAAGCCCCCGAAGAAUGGGACCCUGAGGACUUCAGCGCCCUGCGCGCCGGCAUCGUCAAAGCAAACGACAAGCUGAGCGCCGACCUCGCCAAGCUACGCACUGGCGGGCGCUUCAACCCCGAGCUCCUCGAGAACGUGCGCGUGCACCUAGACAAAGACUCUAAGAAGACGCACCGCGUGGGCGAGCUGGCGCAGGUGAUCCCCAAGGGCGGGCGCAGCGUCAUGCUCCUCGUCGGCGAGAAGGACCACAUCAAGCCUAUCAUAAGCGCGAUUCAAAAUGCCAAGGAGCUGAAUCUGCAACCCGUGCCUGACCCUCAUAAUUCCAGCCAGCUGAAUGUGCCGCUGCCGGCACCAACUAAGGAGAGUAGGGAUGCGGCGCUGGCGGCGGCGCAUGAUGUUGGGGAGACGGCUAAGGCGGCAAUUACGGCGGCGAGAGGGGUGAUGCAGAAGAAGCUGAGGCAGAUGGAGAUUAAGAAAACGGCGCUGCCGGAUGAGUUGAAGAAGGCGCAUAAGGAGAUGGAGAAGAUUGUCCAGGGGGCUGUGGCGGACGUGAAGAAGACCGUAGAUGCGGCCAGGAAGGGGAUGGAGCAGGCAUAGACUUAGCAAUAGCAAGGUCAUAUACGUCAGCGCAUCUAGUUCGAGUCCAAGCAGCAGCUUGAGUCUUACAUCUCGAGGGUUGAGGAGAUCAUCUCUGACCCAACGAUGUCCCUCAAGAUCAAGCGCGGACAAAAGGAGAAGAUUGAGUCUGCUCUCAGCGAGGCCAUGGCCCAGCUCGAGAUCGAGGACUCGUCUGGUUAUUCGAAGAUAAAUUGAAGUAAGAUAUCUUUAUAUUAAGUAGGAAAUAUAACAGUGUAGUUUAUUAGAAACGAUGAAGCAUGA